GGUUGGUUCAGGGAGCGGCGUUGGGCACGUUGGUUUCGCGGGCGGAACCGUUGAUUUUAUUUCUUUCUGAACUCCGCCAAUGCAAGCUAUUUGUUACAAGCUUGUUAUUGCGAGCAUUUCCUCUCUCAGCCUUACAACUGGAAACGACGGAUAGAGAAAUCUGCUGGUGCAGCCGAAGUAAAAAAAAAGCGCGAGUGUCUCGAUGGAAAUAUGAAUGUUUUUCACACUAUCUGAGGGAUUAAUUACCUGUUACCAUGACAACCAACCAUCAUACUCAUCUGCCUGAUGUCCUUCCAGACUGCACUGGCUUAGUUCCUUUGGUGAAAACGGUGGAUGACUCUGCUGCUGCAGUGAAUGGGCAGCCACAGUUCGUGAUGCAGGUUUCUGCGAAAGACAGGCAGCUGCUGUCAACAACUGUGGUCAAAACGCUAAAUACGCACGGUGCAUUCAAUGACCGGCCUAUGUGUAGGAUCUGUCAUGAAGGCAGCAAUCAGGAAGAUCUACUCUCUCCUUGUGAGUGUACUGGGACUCUAGGAACUAUUCAUAGGAGUUGCUUAGAACACUGGCUUUCUUCUUCAAACACCAAUUACUGUGAACUCUGCCACUUCAAGUUUUCAGUGGAACAGAAACCUCGACCAUUAAUAGAGUGGCUGAGAAAUCCAGGCCCGCAACACGAGAAGCGGACCUUGUUCGGAGACAUGGUGUGCUUUCUGUUUAUAACCCCUCUGGCCACAAUCUCGGGCUGGUUGUGUUUACGGGGCGCAGUUGACCAUCUACACUUCAGCAGCCGCUUGGAAGCGAUUGGACUCAUUGCCUUAACUGUUGCACUCUUUACUAUUUAUCUCUUUUGGACACUAGUUUCAUUCCGUUACCACUGCCGGUUGUAUAAUGAGUGGCGUCGAGCUAAUCAGAGAGUAAUAUUGCUUAUCCCAAAGACAUCAGAUGCAUCAUCUACUCAACAAUUGCUUCUUGGUCAGCAUCCAGUGAAGAGGAACUCAAAAGAGACAAUUGUGUAACCUUAGCCAAUGUCACAAUUCUGGAUUUAAAAUUGAGUUUUAACCAUAUAGUCAUUUAGGAUGUAACCUUUCUUCAGAAUAUAUCCUAACUUCCGUGUUUUAUCAUUUUAUCAUUGUAAAUAUGAAAAAAAUAAUUUUGUUCAUGUGAAGUGGAACACAAGUGCAACAGUUUCUAGGUCAAAUCACAUAAUUGCGGUUAUUUUACAGGAAAGGACAGCCAUGCAUUAGGCUUGUGCUAUGGAAGCAUUUUCUGUACUGCAAGAUGUUAUUUCACAUUUCUGAAACCCACAAGUCCUUGAGCAUCCUCACCUCAACUAAGUUUUAAUAAUGGGUAGCCAUUUAAUACUAAAAUGAGGAAAAAAUUCUCUAUUAGUGUUGGCGAAUCUGAAAUUCUUUUCUCUCGAGGGGUGUCGAGGCUGUUAUUUUCAUUUAAAAUAGCUGUGAAUGUCUUUCUGAAUGCUAAGGGAAAAUUGAGUGACAUGGAUCCAGUGCAAGAAAACAUUAUUAAGGAGAUGAUCAGCCACAAUCGUCAUGAUUCUUUGACUGGGGGGGGGGGGGGGGGGAGAAGAUCCCUUCUUACUACCUUCCCCCCCAACUGAGUCCAGCUGUUGUAACUUCACAGGUGACCUUCACACCCAGCCCAGGACUGAGCCAUGCAUAGUGUACUGCCAUUGUGCAGCUCUGAAGCCAUGGUCUCACACUACAGUAUUUAAACUGUGGGUCCACAACCAAAACUUUCACUGCCAUAUUGCACAGUGAUGAUUUAAUGCUAAAACUUUUUAAUAACUUAUGAAAUACAGGUGACUUACCAAAAAAAAGUGUAAUCUUUGUCACAACUAUGAACAUAAAUUUCACCAAGAAUGAAUUGGUGGUAAAUAUUAAAUAUUUAUUUGCUACAUGAAAAUGAAUGUUAAUUGGAUUCUUUUUAUCCUCAUUGAUCUUUAUACUUGAUGUUGCUGUGAAUUUGAUGUCAUAUUUCAAAAGUUGUAAUUUUACUCUAAUUUUUUUUCUAUAAAAGAUUUGGAAAUGUUUUCUGAACAUAGAAUCUUGCUGUCCAAUUUAAAUUUAAAUUGAGUAAAAUUGUUUAACCGUUCUGUUCACAGUAUCACCAUGAAUUAGACAUUUAAGUAAUUUCUUUAAUCCUUACCUUCAGUUAGCAACUGCAUUCCCUUUUAGUUUGCUUACUAAAUGUUUAGCUGAUGUAAUAAUUUUAAUGUUGGAAAUUUAUUUUAUGUACGUACACACAAGUGGUGCAGAUCUCAGAACUGAUGUUCCUAAUUAGUUCAAAAAUUCUGAAAAACCUUGUGUUGGUUCCUAUUAUAUGUGUGAUUAUACUGAAAUGCAAUUUCUCUUAGUAUUUAUUCUACUACUACAAAAUUAACCCAAAUGCAUUUGGUUUAGCAUAAGCUCCCGUUAUGCCUUUGUGCUUAUACAUCAUUCAUUAUUUUAUCCAUGUAACUAAUUCAGUGUUCAGCUUUAUUCCCCACUAGAGGUAUGUCAUUUUUAGAAGAGCAUAAUAGCCUGAACUGAAAGUGGAUUUUCAUAGUUUGAGAUAAAAAUUGGUAGAUAUUAGUACUCAAUUUCCAAAUUUGUGAACUUCACAAUUACUUUAUGGAAUGAUGAAUUGUCCAUAAUCAAAGUAAUAAAAAGGUGGAACAAACAUUCAGGACAGGUAGUUCAGACACAUUGAUUUCACAUUAUAUCUAAUUAAUUGUCUACCUACAAGUAGCUAAAUUUGAUACCUACCUAAUAUAGAGAUUAAAAGUUAAAUUUGCAAAACAAGGGAUAACAGCAAGAAGGAAAGGAGUUAAGUUCCCUUGUAAGUACAAGUGUUGACUCGCAACACUGAACUGCUACCUCCAGGAAAGUAUUAGUAAAAAAAAAGUGAUACUCUUAAAUCAGGUAAGAGUUUAAGAAUAUUUCCACUUUAAUGUUUUAAAAUAAACACUGUUUUAGGGUGCUAAGGUGAAGGAGGUGAAGAGGAAAAACAGAACUUUCAUGGUAAUUUUCCAAAAGUGUGGAUCAAACAUGUGGUCAUAACUUAAAUACCUGGAUACCUUGAUUGAAGUUGCUGUGGAGAAUACCAGUUUUGUGCGAGUAUUUUCUCCUUCCUUGUGGUUUACUUGUACAAAUGUAAUAUUAUAUCUUUUUAUUAACCAGAAAUUAAAAUUAAGUAUAAUUUGUAUUAAUCAUUAAGAGUCCUUAGAAAACAGGAAGCAAUUUAUUGUUUGGAACAAUAUUUGUUGGAACCAUUGAAUGAGAAAACCAUGAGAUAUUACAAUAUUUACAAAAUAAAGAGCAUGAGGAAUUGUUUACUCUUGCUCAUCUUGAUGAACUGCA
This is a messenger RNA of Hypanus sabinus (Atlantic stingray), 3356 nucleotides long. RefSeq names its product E3 ubiquitin-protein ligase MARCHF3-like. The record is from RefSeq and is a predicted model, not a curated record. The transcript has 5 exons. The coding region runs from base 255 to 1016 and encodes 253 amino acids. NCBI's taxonomy places the organism in Eukaryota, Metazoa, Chordata, Chondrichthyes, Myliobatiformes, Dasyatidae. Gene Ontology annotation, biological process: protein ubiquitination. Gene Ontology annotation, molecular function: zinc ion binding; ubiquitin-protein transferase activity.